UAUGAUUCCGCAGUAAGUUGUGCCUAGACGAACAGCGCGUGGACAGGCGCGUGGAAUGCACUUGACAGCAACUUACACGCCCUUCGUUUUUCAGUGAAAGUAGAAUGCUUAUAUAGCUGGUCAGUACCAAAGUUGCCAUUGUGGCGAAAAACGAUAUCAACGUGUGGAAGACAUUGACCACUUCUCUUCGUGCCGCGGCUGCGCCGAUCAUGCCGUUAGGAGUCAUAUCACGCUGUUGAGAUGCUAAGGCUAUCGGCUUGUGCACCCGGCCAUAGUCGCGCCAGGGGCGAGUUCCCCGGUGGACGGAGACGCCUCUAUGAGCAGCCCGAGCCCGAAGUCACCUCCUCCGCUAGGGAAUGGUGACAAAAUUCCGUGGUGGAUGCCGGGCGAGUCAACCGCGCUGCGCAUCGGCGUGUUUGCGGGCCUGUGUGUGGCCGCCUUCCUUGCGCUGCUAGCCGUCGUGUACACGGCCUGUCGCUGGCGCAAGUGGAUGAGGCGUCGGCGGCGCAGCGUCGGCGCGGGCGUCGGCAGCAGCGGCAGCGUGGAGGCAGAGCUCAGCGAGAGGGCUGAUGGCUCGGGACGCAAACAGCUGCCAGGGGAGGAUCCCAGCGUGGACGCCAACAGCGUGGCGAACGGCCACCACCACCAGCAUCACCAUCACGGCCACUACAAUGCCGCAAGGAGUGGUGACAGUCAGGAGCGGCUGCCAUUGACCUCCGCGGCGGCGGCUGGCACUGAUGCUAGCGGCGACGGCUCGACCCCUAGCUCGCCCGACACAGCCUUGGCCGGGGACAAACAACACGGCAGCCGCAGCCGGGGGCGCUGGGGCGGCCCGGCAGCAGCUGCCGGGGACGAGCAAGGCGCAAGCGGCAUGGCGGCGGCGAAGCGUGCCAGAAGCGCUGGGGCGGGAGCAGCAGCGGGAGCGGGAGUUGGCGGCAAGGCGGCGCUUGCGCCGGCUCAGGGCGGUGCGGUGCUGGAAAUAGGGGAGGGCGGCGGCAGCAGUGGCGGCAGUUGCAGUGAGGGCGGCACCGCAGGGCCCUCUCGCUCGCCAGACCAGGUGUCUAAGCAGGCCGGGCCGGGACACACGCCACCGCCACAGACGCUGCCACCGCAGCCCCACGUGCAGGCCAUGUACGCCACACGCGCGCUGUUUGAGUCGUACGGUCAGCGCGACGUGGAGCGGCGGCUGCGGCAGGCGGUGUUCGGGUCGCUCGGCGGCCCCACACCGCCCACGUCAGGGGCAUCUGUGGCUGCGGUGGCCGCGGCCGGCGUCGCGGCAGGGCGCGUCGCGGCGCCGCCGGCCGCGGCGCCAAGCCAGGCCUCGCUGGCGACGCUGGCAUCUGCAGGGACGCUGCCAGAGCUCGCGUCGCUGCAGCUGCAGCCCACGCAGCCGCCGGUGGCUGCGCCGUCGGGGCCGUGGGGCGCGUACAGUGCGCGGGACCUGCUGCUGGGCCGCAACCGGCGGCCUGUGCUCCGGUCGACCUGGGGCUUGCCUGCGCCGCUGCAGCCGCCUCCGGUGGCUCCAACUCCGGCACUUGAACCGGCGCCAGCGGCAGCGGCCUCCUUGGUGUUGCCGCAGGACGGGGCUGUUGCAGGGGCCACAAGUCCUGUGGCAGCUGUGGGCUCUGCAGCUGGCGGCACGGCUGCGCUUUCCGCGGCAGGCGCAGCUGCGGCAGCUGGGACCGCAGCCGCGGGUGUGGCGGCGGCGCUUGCGGACCCCGCACCUGUGCCGUCACCUGUUGGGCGCGCACCAGUCGCGCGGGCGGCUUCAGAGGCUGCGCCCGCUGAGGCUGCACCCGCAGCUGCGGCAGCCGCUGGGGAACAGCAACAGUCGCCAACAGCCUCUGCAGCAGCGGAGGAUGAUUACACGGUCCCAAGUUCACGGCCAGGGCCAGGGCCGGCGUCAGGGUCAAGACAAGGGCCAGGGCCAGGGGAUAUGCAUGUACAAGAUGCGGCGACAACCGCGGCAGAAGGUGCGCCGCUGCCUGCAUCACCAGCGGCAGGGGCUGCAGACCUAGCCGCACCGCAAAGCCCUUCACCUGCUGCGUACUCCUCGGCGCCAGCUUUGAGCGGUUCGCCGGCCUCGGUCGCACCCGCACCAGCCUCCGCUGCACCCGUAACCGCAGCCGCGCCCGCCGGACCGGCGGAGGCGGCUUCUCCUGCGGUGCCGCCUGUGGCGGUCGGCGCCGCGGUGGGGCUGGCGGCUGGGGCCGCCACUGCUGGAGGGCUCCUCGCCGCAGACGCGUGGCGGAGACGGGAGCGGCCGCGCACACCACACGACGGCCAGCACCAGCGCGAGGCGCACACGGAGGACGACCACAGCGCGGGCGCCUUCUUGGAGUCUGUGCCUGAGGCGGAGGAGCCCGUGAGCGCGGCCGCAUUGCACGCAGCACCGCCAGCUGCUGUAGAGGCGGCGCCGCCGCAUGCCGCCUACAACGCCGGUGAUGUCGUGGCUCCGCCGGUGUGGGUGGGGGUUGGCCCUACGGCCGCCGCCGCGGCGGCGGCGGCCGCGCCGGAGGUGGCGUCACCCACGGGUCAGCAUCGCUUCAGCCGCUCGAGCACGCAGCACUCGUGCACGUGGCCGCCGGGGCCGCAGAGCAUCCACGACGCUUCGGCGCUGCUGCCUGCUGGGCCCUCGGGGCUGGGCGCUCCUGCGCCGCACGCGCCUGACGGCGCGCCGGUGGCUGCGAUGGGCGGCACCGGCGCGGCUGCGGCAGUGGCUGCGGCGGGGGCCAUGGAGGUGCCUGGAAACAGCACAGGGCCGGGCGCUACGAUGGCGCAUGUCGGAGAUGCGUCGACGCCCCUGUCCGGUGAUGUAGGAGAGGCCCUGACUGGACCCGUUGUUGCGCCGGGCGAGGUCAACCUGGACGUCACCGAGUCGCCAUACGCCACCGCUGGGGGGCUACAAACGGGAGCGGCAGGCGGGGAUGCAGCCGCGCAGGUGCAGGAUCCGGAUCUGGCGGCCGGUGACGGGCCGCCGCCCAGUCAGCUCGGCGACGCAGCGCACCAUGCUCAGCGACCGGCGCGCGACGCAGCUGGGGCUGAGGACUCCUUUGGAGCACCCACUCCUCGCGCAGUCAUGGGCACAGAAGCGGCCACCUUUGACGGUUCUGCCGAGCAUGCCGCCGCGACCCCAACAGCAUCCGCUGCGGCCGCGGCUGCUCCGGUCCUCUCCGGCGCGGAGAGCACCGGCACUGGCACCGGCAGCCUCGCCGCAGCCGCAGCCGCGGCGCUGAGCGGCGCCGUGCUGGGUGCGGCGGUGGUCAGCGUCGCGGCUGGGCCCGACAGCUCGCAGCGGCACAGCGCCGGCGCCCUGUCCGGAGCUCACGCCAGCCACAGCGGCUACGAGACGCCGCGGUCGGGCACCGGGUCUUUCAGCAGUGCCGCCCGCCCCACAUCUGCAACGGCCGCGUCGGCGGAGCUGGAACAGCCGCACCAGCUGUCGCACCCGUGCCAAUUGCAGCCUGGGGGCGUGGCGCACGUCCACCGGCCGCCGUCGUCGCCAGAGCCGCACGCGGUGGCGGCAGUGCUCGCGUGCCUACACGGCGAGGACCCAGAGCCCGAGCUGACGACGGCGUCGGCGAGGGCAGAGCGUGACGGUGGCGGCUCGCGCCCGCAGUCGUAUUCCGUCCUCGCGCUUUCGAACAUGAGCGACCUCACCCCGGCGGCCGCAGCUGCCGUGUCUGCGGCCCCGUCGUCAGCGGGCGGCAGCAGCAGCAGCGGCCUUGCAGCGGCUGCGCAGCGCCUGCUGCUGCUCCAGCAGCGGGCAGCGGCGGGGGCCGCUGGCGCAGGAGCAGCUGCGUCGCCGCGUGACGUCGGCGCCGUCCUGGCAGCGCCCACUGGCAGCUCCGGUACGGCGCUGACGCCGGCCCUCGCCGCUGCGGCUACGGCCGUGGCUGUGUCGCCUGCAACGGCCUCCCUGGCGACCGAUCACGGCGGCCUGCUGGUCACCGGCUCCCGCACCCACUCGCAGACCUCGCUGCUCGUCGCGCCCUCGCACCCGGCGUCCCAAUCCAACACGCACGCCGGCGCCGCCGCGGCAAGCGGCAGCGGUGCGCCAGCGCCCCUGUCGCGGCUCACCUCGCCACGGCACGGGCAGCUGCUCGGUAGCUACAGCCCACGCGAGUCGGCGUCGGCCUCCGCUGCCGUAGCGCGCGUCGGCGCCGCAGGCGCGGCCGCGGUUGCGGCUGCGGGUAUGGGUGCCAGCGGCGUCACCUCUCGCCAGCCGUCUGCCACCGGAAUGCGGGAGCAGCUGGCAGGGCAUCUGGCGCAGCUGCUGGCGGUGGGGGUUUGCUCGACAGCUGGCAGCUCGGUGUCAGGCUCGAGGGCCGGGCGGGAGUCUGAGGCGGUCCUGGGUCUGGAUGAAUUCUUGCACGUGGGCACCUCCGCCCGCCGCAAAGACGCGGUGACGGCACCGGCGGCUGCGGCUGUGGUCACAACUGCAGCAACCGCGGGAUCAGCGGGCGCUAGCGGCGCCUUGGCUCACGUGCCUCCGCCUGUGUCACCCCCUAUUGCGCCGCGUGAGCGCUCCUUUGCCGCUCUGGCGGCGGCCGUCGCGGCGGGCCGGUUCCAGCGCCACAGUGGCGGUGGCGCAGGCGGUGGCGCCGGCGUCGCUGUCGCGAGCAACGCGCACUCGGCAGCCGCUGGCGGCGGCAUCGCGGCAGGAGUGGCGGCAACGUUGGCGGGCCAUGACCGGUCGCCGUCGCCGCGGCCGCCCUCACCUCCCUCCACGACCGUUGCUUCGGCGCUCACCUCCCGCACGCUGUUCAGCCUCGGUGGCGGCGGUGCCGUCGCUGCAGUAACGGGCGCUGCUCUCGGCAGCACUGCCUCGCCGCCCCUCAUUGCGGAGUCCUCCCGUGAAGACUUGGCACGCUCUACCCACGACACGCCCCGUUCAUCUGUGACUGCGGUCGCGGCGCUUGCGCCGGGCUCGCCACGCCGUGCAGGCGCGCCCGGGGGCGGCCCCGAGCUGGUUGCCGCACUCCUGCAGGCGCAGGCGCAGCCUCGCGAGCCGCAGGCGCUGCUGCGGCUGCAUGAGCCGCCUCCAGCACCGCAGCCGCAGGCGCAGCUGCGCUCGCCGCAGCGCCAGCGGCAGCAGCAGCAGCAUCUGCCGCUGCUGGAGGCGGCGGCACCGGGGCUUGAGGGCGAGGCCGGGCGGGCUGUUGGCCACGCACACGGCCACGACCAGGGGCAGGAGCUGGUCGAGCAGCCGCCCAUGACGCCGCGCGUGUGGCCGGCUUCGGGGGCGGCCAGCGGUGAGGGGCCGUUGGCUCGGUCGGUGGCUGAGCGGCUCAUGACGCUGAACCCGCUGUUCCGGCAGCGCGGCGGCGGAGGCGCCGGAGGCGGCGUGAGCGCUGGAGGUGCCACGGAUGACGGCAGGAACAGCAGCGCGGGCGGCGCGGAGAGCGGCGGGGAUGAGCUGUUGUGAAGAGCUAAUCGGGUCGGGUUUGGCAGAUGGUGUGUCGUGUGCACACAUGCAUGGCGGGACAACAUAAGCGCAGUCUUCAUCAGAGAGGUUCGGAUUAAUUGUAUGCCGUUCCAAUAUUUUGAUAGGGUUGCUGAGUGCUAUACCCCGGGCACGAGCUGUGGUCUGUGGACCGGGUUUGUGUGUGUGUGUGUGAACGAUGUGUUGUGGCAGAACCCGCGCCGUGUCAGACCACGGUAUCCGUGGGUCCCCGGGUCCCCGACGCCUGGCCACAGGUCGAAGCCAGUACCGUAAUGGACAUUGUUUGAAAACAUCAACUGAACUGGCGUCCCUUGACUAUACUGUAUUCCCCUUUAUUUUUGGGCUUGAAAACCAUUGAUGCUUUUGCUGCGGCGCUGUAGAGGAUGUCGCGCUGGGUUGCAUGUUGCAGCACAGGUGGCCACGGCUGUCAAGAGACUGGCCCGCUUGAUUGAUACGAUAACUGGUAUGCACCUCCGAUCCGGGCAAGAAUAGGCAUCGGUAGGAUGAGGUUAAAUGCGGCGGGUGACGCAGGGGGGUGCUUCGGCCAUAUGGUCCUGAGUGGGCGCGUGCUCACGGUGUUGAUGCGGUUGGUCAGCAAGCUUUGCCCUUAACGUUCACAACUCUGCCGUGGGUUUCGGCUAGGAACUGGUAAACAAAGUCCGUAAAUUCUCGGAUGAAAGGCGCCGUCAAUGCUGCUGUAACUCUCCUGGCGG
Molecule: messenger RNA, 6159 nt
Organism: Chlamydomonas reinhardtii
Lineage: Eukaryota; Viridiplantae; Chlorophyta; Chlorophyceae; Chlamydomonadales; Chlamydomonadaceae
Exons: 3
Coding region: 317-5428 (1703 amino acids)
Source: RefSeq, a predicted model, not a curated record